Heterobasidion irregulare TC 32-1 is the source of this 3054-nucleotide messenger RNA. RefSeq lists its product as uncharacterized. Gene Ontology annotation, biological process: microtubule-based movement. Gene Ontology annotation, molecular function: ATP binding; microtubule motor activity; microtubule binding. The record is from RefSeq and is a predicted model, not a curated record. NCBI's taxonomy places the organism in Eukaryota, Fungi, Basidiomycota, Agaricomycetes, Russulales, Bondarzewiaceae. The transcript is spliced from 17 exons. Bases 1 to 2913 code for a protein of 970 amino acids.
AUGUCUUCCACUAACAUCAAGGUCGUUUGUCGAUUUCGACCUCCAAACGCCAUCGAGAACAGAGAAGGCUCAGAGAUCGUUGUGGCAUUCGAUGACAACCUCCAGUCGGUGCAAUUGCGUUCUGCCCAAGUUAGCUCAGGGCCGGAGAAAGAUGGAUUCACUUUUGAUCGGGUGUUUCCCAUGGGCACCAAGCAGCAAGAGGUUUUCGAUUAUGGUGUAAAGGAUAUCGUAAAGGAUGUCUUGGACGGUUACAACGGAACGGUCUUCGCAUAUGGUCAGACUGGAAGUGGAAAGACAUUUACCAUGAUGGGUGCCGACAUUGAUUCCGUGGAGCUGAAGGGUAUCAUCCCACGUAUCACCGAACAGAUCUUCCAGUCCAUCGUCGAGUCAGACGCGCAUUUGGAGUACUUUGUGAAGGUGUCUUACAUGGAGAUCUAUCUGGAACGCAUCAGAGAUCUUCUGCAACCUCAGAACGACAACCUACAAGUGCAUGAGGAAAAGUCGAAGGGUGUCUACGUAAAGAACCUUUCUGAUUACUAUGUCAGCAGUGCACGCGAGGUUUACGAGAUUAUGCGACAAGGAGGAGCAGCCCGAGUGGUCACGUCCACCAACAUGAACGCGGAAAGUUCACGAUCACAUUCUAUUUUUCUUAUCACGAUCAGCCAGCGGAAUACGGAAACUGGUGCUCAGAAAACAGGUAAUCUGUAUCUUGUCGAUCUGGCAGGUUCGGAGAAAGUGGGGAAGACGGGCGCUUCCGGUCAGACACUCGAAGAAGCAAAGAAGAUCAACAAGUCGUUGUCUGCUCUGGGUAUGGUAAUCAACGCACUUACCGACUCGAAGGCAAAGCACAUUCCAUACCGUGAUUCUAAACUCACUCGUAUCUUGCAAGAGUCCCUCGGUGGUAACUCACGCACGACCCUCAUCAUCAAUUGUUCUCCGGCUUCAUACAAUGAGUCUGAAACACUCUCCACUCUUCGUUUCGGCAUUCGGGCUAAGUCUAUCAAGAACACUGCCCGUGUCAAUGCCGAACUCUCACCUACUGAGCUCAAGAAUCUUCUCCAGAAGGCUCAAGUCGCAAACGCGUCGUACCAGAAGACCAUUGCUACCCUACAGGAAGAAAUUGCGAUUUGGCGUUCCGGAGGUCGUGUCGAUCCCGCAGACUAUGCCGCGGCGGGCGGUGAUAAGGCUGCUGCUCCGCCUUCUAAGAAGCCGCCCCCAUCGCCAACGCCGUCGGCAUCGACAACCCCUGCGCGCAGUAUGACGCCAGUGAACCCUGCAAUCGAGGGCCUUAAGGAGCUAGAUAGCAGACCUCAGACUCCAACUGUGAUUGGCCUGGAUAAGGAUGAGCGGGAGGAGUUCUUGAAGAGAGAGAACGAAUUGAGUGAUCAACUGGCGGAGAGGGAGAGCGCCCUCCGAGCUGCGGAGAAGUUGGUGAGCGAGUUGAAGGAGGAGUUGGCGUUCUUGAAGGAGCAGGAUGCGUCGUCAUCCAAGGAGAACAAGGCGAUGUCCGCCCAACUCAAUGAACUCCGUCUUCAAGUGGAGAGGCUGGACUAUGACAACAAGGAGGGUGUCAUUACCAUCGACAUUCUCAAGGAGCAGAACCUCGACGCGAAGAGCGAAUUGGAGGAGCUCAAGAAGAUCAUCGCUGAGCUCAAAACGUCCCAAAAGGAUGUAUCUUUGGAGGACAAGGAGAAGCGCAAGCAAGAGAAGAUGGCGAUCAUGAUGGCUCAGUUUGAUUCUCAAGGGACCUUCUCCGAGAAGGAUGAGCAGCUCCGUCAAAUUCUGACCAAGCUCGAUUCUAUAGACUCUGCGGCUGGUGUGUCAACACUCACGGUCGAGGACCUCACACACUUGCGCCGACAACUCUCGGAGGGUCAAGCGCUGAUCCGUGACACCCUCGAUCGCCUUGGACAGAAGCAAGACGAGAACGACAUGAUCGCGAGAAGGAAGGAAGACCUCGAAGCGCGGCUGGCCGCUCUUGAGGCGGAGUAUGAGGAGCUUCUCGAGAAGACCAUCCAUGAUGAAGAGACGAGCAACGUCGACGUGGCCGAGUCCAUGGUUGAGCUCAAGGCCAAACUUGAAGCUCAGUACACCGCCAAGCGCGAAGCUCACAUCAGCGAAGUUGCCGACCUCAAGCAGCAGCUCGAGCUGAAAAACAACGAGCUUCGCAGUUUGAACGCUUCGAUCGACAGCCUCAAGGGUGUCAACGAGGAGCUUAAGCGCGCUUUCGCUGUCACAUCGGCCGGCAUCGAAGGAGGUAAGAACCUGGCGGAGAGCGCUCAAGAUCUUGAGCGCACGCGCAAGGCCAUCAACGUUCAGCUCGCUGAGUUUGAUGGCGUUAAGAAGUCCCUCAUGCGGGAUCUCCAGAACCGUUGCGAGAAGGUCGUAGAGCUUGAGAUCCAGCUGGAUGAAAUCAAGGAGCAAUACAACAACGUUAUUCGCAAUAGCAAUUCGAAGGCGCAGCAGAAGAAGAUGGCUUUCCUGGAGCGCAAUCUCGAGCAAUUGACAUUGGUCCAGAAACAGCUUGUGGACCAGAACUCCGCGCUGAAGAAAGAAGCCGGUAUUGCCGAGCGGAAGCUCCUGGCCCGGAAUGAGCGGAUACAGAACUUGGAAGCUCUGCUUCAGGAUGCGGACCGUCGACUGGCCGUCCAGAACCAGAAGUUCGAGGCCCAGUUACAGGCCGUCAAAGACCGAUUGGACCAAGCACGAGCUCAAAAGGCUGCGGCUGCAUCGUCUUUGAGCUUCGGACGGAUCGCGAAGCCUCUGCGGGGUGGAGGGGGUGCUGCGUCGAGCGGUGGCCCGGUGCCCAUCACUGGCGGGGGCGGUUCAUCUGCCAACCCUCUUGCGAGGCUGCAAGGCGAAGAGUCAAGCGCAGGCAAACGGGCGUCUUGGUUCUUCAACUCGUCGCGGUGAAUGCUGUCGCACGUCUGUUUGUUUCUUCCGUCGCCAUUGCUUUCUGUCUGUGCCGCCAUUCCAAGAAUACCAAUACCCGCCGUCGGUUGUACACUGCUACAUUACAUUCCCCGCCCGUGAUAUAUCUGAGACAUUUGAUUC